Molecule: messenger RNA, 2096 nt
Organism: Lynx canadensis (Canada lynx)
Lineage: Eukaryota; Metazoa; Chordata; Mammalia; Carnivora; Felidae
Product: ferritin light chain-like
Exons: 1
Coding region: 1687-2040 (117 amino acids)
Source: RefSeq, a predicted model, not a curated record
GAAAUCCAGAGUCAGAUGCUUAAAUUGGUUAUAUGCUUUAAAUGCUAGGAACAUCUGCCACAUAAUCUUGAAGCUGAACUUCACCUUGUUAGAGUUAACAGUAAAUCUGAAAAAUUAAAGUAUUUGUCCUGAUUCACUUAGGUCUCAAAGUAAUACUUUGAAAAGGUAGAGGCCAAGAAAGAGGCAUUUUAAUACUUAAGGAGCCAAAAAAUCUUGUCACAUUGUAUAUAAAGUGUAUUUGUUAAUUUUAACCUGUAAUAUUUUAUUUACCACUAAAAUCCAUUCAAUAUGAUUUAUGUCAGUUGUAUGAUAUGCCUCAAUGGCAGAGAUAUUAAAGUGUAAACUAUUACUCCUUAGAAUAAUUGAAAUGCAACAUUAGCGUGUGUAUUCCAUGCAUAUAUAGAAAGUUUUAAAACACUUAAAUUGGAAAGUGGAAUCCUACUUAGGUGUAUUUCCUUCUUUUCCAUCACUCUCUGUGGUUAGCAAUUUCCACCCAAGCAACCGUGGUGGCUUUUGAGCUCUGGUAGUUGCUUUCUUCCUGCCUAGUGUGCAUUGUGAAAGGGGAGGUAUAUUGAUUGUGCCGAGGCAACAAAAGUAGAGUUUUUAAUUUGAUUGUAAUCCAAGGGCUUAUUUCUAAGAGGCCUGGCAGUUGAACAAAGGUGCUUGCAGUUUCCUGACAGCUGUUCCACAUCAGGGGAAUGUUCUCGUCCUACUUUAGCAGUAAGCCUUGGGAAGAACUUACAUCCCAGCAAGGGCUUCACGGUGCCCUGGAGACCUACUGUCCUGGGACACGCCUUUUCCUGGCCUGUCUUCAACUAAACUCUCUCCUGGCUCAUCAUCAAGUCCUUCCCCAGAUUGGCUUUCUUAACCUUUCUUUGAAAUGUCAUCAGUAACCCUGAUCCUGGCACCAACUUUAUCACUUCUUCUUUAACUAUCAGAAGAGUACAAAAUGAAAACAUAUCCUGCCCUUGGUUUGGGUUCUUCCAGAAAUAGACCUCUAGAGAAGGAUUCCGUGCACAAUUAGUUUCUUGGGUACAUGUUCUGUGAGAAGGUGAUGUUGGGAAGAAAGGCAGCCAAUAAGGAGUGUGUGUUAAGCCAACUGCCAGCAUGGAUCUGGAGCUCAAUCCCAUGGGACAUCUGUGGAGAAGAACAGUGUGGAAAGUAUGCCCCAGAAUGAUCCCUCUUAAGGCCUGAGGGGGCUGGGCUCUUGUUUACAACAGCUUUAUUGACGUAUAAUUUUCCCACCAGGAUAGUGACCCAUUCUAAGUGUGUGGUGAUUUUUGGCCGAUUAGAGUGUGCUGUAACUUGCACUGCAAUCCACUACAAAAAUAAUUUGGUUUCCUGCAGUAUGCCCCACGGAUCUGUCUCUUGCUUCAACAGUGUCUGGAUGGAACGGAUGCAGGGACACCCCUUCUACCAGCCUCCCGACCACCCUCCAACCUUUUUUCCAGUCACAACCUUUGGAGCCAUCUUCUCGGCCAUCCUUUGCCUCUGGGACUGGCCAACACCCUAUUUUGAGCUUAGCUCCUUCUUACCCAUCAACCAUGAGCUCCCCGGAUUCCUCAGAAUUAUUUCACCGAGGUGGAGGGGGCUGUCAACCUCCUGGUCAACACGCAUCUGCAGACCUCCUACACCUACCUCUCUCUGGGCUUCUAUUUUGACCAUGACAAUGGGAAUCUGGAGGGCAUGGGUCACUUACUUCCAUGUGUUGGCAAGGGUGCAAGGGUGUGGAGUGUCCCCGGAAGUUGCAAAGUCAACCAGGCAGCCACACCCUCUACCGGGACCAGGACCAGGCAGAAGCUGUUCCAGGAUGAGAGUAAUAAAACCCUGGAUGCCACAGACACCGCCCCGGUUCUGGUGAAGAAUCUGAACCGGGCCCGUUUGGCUCUGCGUGCCCUGGGUUCUGCCUGCGCGGGCCCCCAUCUCUGUGACUUCCUGGAGGACCAGGAUGAGAAGGGGAUCAAGAAGACGGGUGACCACCUGACUCACACCUGCAGGCGGGAUGGCCCCCAGGCUGGGCUGGGCGAGUAUUUCUUCUAAAGGCUCGCCCUCAAGGGGCAUCUGGGUGGUUCAGUCAGUUAAGUGUCCGACUUCGG